Messenger RNA from Portunus trituberculatus (swimming crab), 6050 nucleotides. RefSeq names its product multidrug resistance-associated protein 1-like. Gene Ontology annotation, cellular component: membrane. NCBI's taxonomy places the organism in Eukaryota, Metazoa, Arthropoda, Malacostraca, Decapoda, Portunidae. The transcript is spliced from 30 exons. Gene Ontology annotation, biological process: transmembrane transport. The coding region runs from base 330 to 4712 and encodes 1460 amino acids. The record is from RefSeq and is a predicted model, not a curated record. Gene Ontology annotation, molecular function: ATP hydrolysis activity; ABC-type transporter activity; ATP binding.
AAGGUGAUAAGGCAGCUGGCUGUUGUAGGCGGGUGGGCGGGCACCCAUCUUGACAUCAUCCGCAAGUCCCAGCAUGCACCUGCCUGCCCGGCCAGUUCCAGUAUUAUUUCUAUUUAUCUCAGCUCACUUAUUCCGCUUCACAAAACUCCACACUUACUUGGAACACCACCAACCCUGACUUAACACUAUGCUUUGAGAGAACCGUACUGGUGUGGGUUCCAUGCGGGUACCUGUGGCUGCUGGCACCCAUUGAAGUGGCCAAUCUCCGUAACAGUGUAGACAGAUUGGUGCCAUGGAGCAUCUUGAACAUCUCCAAGCUGGUUACCACAAUGGCACUGCUUGUCCUUCAGUGUGUCAAUCUGUUUUAUGCCGUCCACCAAAACAGCAUUGGAGAGAAUGUUCCAAGUGUGGAUUACGUCACUCCUGUUAUUAUUUUCCUUUCAUUGAUUCUGGAAAUGGUAUUCAUGCUACUGAACAAGAAGAGAGGAUUGCAGACAUCUGGCCAUCUUUUCAUAUUCUGGUUCCUCCUGAUGGUGUGUGGCAUUCCAGAAUUCCGGACACUUAUUAUGCAGCACAGUGCGGAAGAUGAAGCAUAUGAUGAGAUGCGCUUCAUCACCUACAUGAUAUAUUUCCCACUCAUAUGUAUCAUGUGGUUCAUCCACUGUUUCGGUGAAGCCACCCCGCAGUACAUCUUCUUCCCCCGUGGUGAGAAACCAAAUCCUGAGACAAGUGCUUCCUUCCUGAGCCGCAUCACCUUUGCCUGGUUGGAUCCACUCAUCUGGAAGGGAUACAGGAACCCCCUAGUGCAGGAGGACAUGUGGAACUUGCAGUAUGAGAACGCCACUAACACCAUCGUGGGCAGAUGGGAUAAAAACUGGAAGAGGACUGUUCGCAAGGCAGAAAAGAAGCGUGAUUCUCAUGCCAACGGUGAGCCUUUCAACAAUGCAGUCCACACAGAGACAGGAGGGAAGGCCAAAAAGCCACUGUCCAUCCUGCCCACCAUGGUCAGCACAUUUGGCCUGCCCUUCCUCUUUGGUGCUGUCCUCAAGCUUCUCCAUGACACACUGCAGUUUGUCAGUCCACAGGUCCUCAAAAUGCUGAUUAGUUUUACUGAAUCAGAUGAGGAAGAUGCACCUCAAUGGCAAGGCUACUUCUAUGCAGUAGUGAUGUUGGUCGCUGCCCAGACUCAGUCAUUUAUCCUAGCUCAGUACUUCAAGAAGAUGUAUCUCAUAGGCCUCCAGGUGCGCUCCGGCAUUAUUUCUGCAGUGUACCGCAAGGCUUUGCUUAUCUCCAGCUCAUCCAAAAAGGAAUCAACAGUGGGAGAGAUUGUCAACUUGAUGUCUGUGGAUGCUCAGCGCUUCAUGGAUCUCAUGGCUUAUAUCAACAUGCUGUGGUCAGCACCCUUCCAGAUUGCUCUGGCCCUUUAUUUCCUGUGGGAACAUCUAGGUCCAUCUGUGCUGGCUGGGGUUGGGGUGAUGGUAGUGCUGAUCCCUGUCAAUGGCUUCAUUGCUAACAGGACCAAGAUUCUCCAGAUCAGUCAGAUGAAGAGCAAAGACAAGCGUGUCAAACUCAUGAAUGAAAUCCUCAAUGGCAUCAAGGUGCUGAAGCUGUAUGCAUGGGAACCCUCAUUUGAGGAGCAAGUAUUGGGAGUGAGAGACCAGGAGAUUAAAGUGUUGAAGAAGGCUGCUUACCUUAAUGCCGGUACUUCCUUCAUUUGGACCUGCACCCCAUUCUUGGUGACCUUAGUCAUGUUUUCUACCUAUUUGUUGUCAAGCCCUGAACACAUCCUUACAUCAGAGAAGAUCUUCACAUCGUUGUCUCUCCUGAAUAUUCUGCGCAUGCCCAUGACAAUGUUGCCUUUCCUUAUUGUGGCAUCAGUUCAGGCAAAUGUUUCCCUGAAAAGACUCAACAAAUUCCUCAACCUGGGUGAGCUAGACCCCAACAGUGUCAGCCACGACAGCAGAACAGAGCAUCCACUGGUGAUAGAGAAUGGUACCUUCUCAUGGGGCCACAGUGACGGGGAUGAGAAACCGGUGCUGAGAGGCGUCAACAUGACAGUGGAGAAAGGCUCCCUGGUAGCGGUGGUGGGAGCCGUUGGCGCUGGUAAAUCCUCACUCUGCUCAGCUAUCCUUGGUGAAAUGGAGAAGCAAAGUGGCAGAGUUAAUGUCAAGGGGAGUGUGGCAUAUGUAGCACAGCAGGCCUGGAUCCAAAACAACACCGUGGAGAACAACAUCCUCUUCAGUCAGAUUAAGAAUGAUGAUUUCUACAACAAAUGCAUACAGAGUUGUGCUCUCUCCUCAGACCUGGAAAUUCUUCCAGGAGGAGAUCAAACUGAAAUAGGAGAGAAGGGGAUCAACCUGAGUGGAGGCCAGAAGCAGAGAGUCAGUUUGGCACGAGCUCUUUAUUCUGAUGCAGACAUCUUCCUGCUGGAUGAUCCCUUGAGUGCUGUAGACUCUCAUGUCGGGAAGCACAUCUUUGAUCAUGUGAUUGGCCCUUCAGGGAUGCUCAAGCACAAGACACGUAUCUUGGUGACCCAUGGCAUCACGUACUUACCCAAGGCGGACAAGAUUGUGGUGCUUAAGAAUGGAGAAAUAUCAGAGCAGGGUACAUAUGCACAGCUGGUGGAGAAUAAGGGAGAAUUCAAUGAGUUCUUGCUUCAGUAUCUUGCUCAGGAGGAAGAUGACGACCUUGAGGAUGAUCUGAAUGAGUUAGAAAAUAUUAAACAGAACUUGGAAAACAAGAUUGGUCGUGAAGCUUUCCAACGUCAGAUCUCCCGGAAGAAGCAAGAAUCAGAGUCGGAAAGCAUCGAGGGUGACAGAGGCAGACACAACACAGGUGAAAAACCUAAGAGGGAGAGCUUGAAGAGACCCAAGAAAAUCAGUGAAUCAGAGAAGACAAAGGCUCCACCAGCUGCCGGCGCAGUAGAAAAGAAAGCUGGCGAAAAACUCAUUCAGGCAGAAAAGGCAGAGACUGGUAGAGUCAACCUCAACGUAUAUCUUUAUUAUAUUCGCUCCAUUGGCAUCACUGCCACACUGAUCACCACGCUGUCCUACGUAUUGUCACAAGGCUGCAGUGUGGGUGCCAACGUGUGGCUUGCUGCCCUGUCUGAGGAGAAUUACACUGAUGGCGUGAUGGACGACCAUGACCGUGACUUGUACUUAGGAGUGUACACAGCUCUUGGAAUUGGGCAAGCAUUGUUCAUCAUGAUCGGGGCCAUGGUGAUUGCGGGGGCCACUGUGCAUGCCUCAGUUAUCCUGCACAAGAUGCUGCUCAGGAAUGUGUUUCGCAGUCCCAUGGCUUUCUUUGACGUGACACCAAUUGGUCGCAUUGUCAAUCGCUUCGCCAAAGACAUAGACACUGUUGAUGUAAUGCUGCCAACCAAUUUCAGGGCAUGGCUAGGAUGUCUCAUAUCGGUGGUGGCAACGUUUGCAGUGAUCAUUGGUGUCACUGUUGAAUUCACUUUGGUAAUGAUACCAACAAUGAUCAUCUAUUAUUUUGUCCAAGUACUGUAUGUGUCCACUUCAAGACAGCUAAAGCGCAUAGAGUCAGUGACCCGCUCUCCCAUCUACUCCCACUUCCAGGAGAGCAUCCAAGGGGCGCCCACCAUUCGGGCGUUCACCAAGGAGCAUGUGUUCAUCACGGAGUCAGAGAGGAGGGUGGACAACAACAUGGUCAGCUCCAUCCCAAGCAUCAUGUCCAACAGGUGGUUGGCAGUAAGGCUGGAGUUCAUAGGCAAUAUCAUGACAUUCUCAGCUGCCAUGUUCUCUGUAGCUAGACGAGGGAACAUUGAAGGAGGGGAAGUUGGUCUCUCAAUCAGCUAUGCUCUCUCAGUUACACAGACUCUGAACUGGUUGGUGAGAAUGACAUCUGAUGUUGAAACCAACAUUGUGUCUGUGGAACGCAUCAAGGAAUACACAGAGACUCCUCAAGAAGCUCUCUGGGACAUACCAAACAAAAAACCAUCAAAGGACUGGCCACAGGAAGGCGUAGUAAAGUUCAACGACUAUGCCACCAGAUAUCGUGAAGGCCUGGAUCUGGUUAUCAAGGACAUCAAUAUUAAUAUUAAAGCAGGAGAAAAGAUUGGAAUUGUGGGAAGGACAGGAGCUGGAAAGUCCUCCAUGACACUGGGUUUGUUCCGCAUCAUUGAAGCUGCUGGUGGAAACAUUACUAUAGACAAUGUCAACAUUGGUGAGAUUGGCCUGCAUGACCUGCGCAGCAAACUCACUAUCAUCCCUCAGGAUCCUGUGCUAUUCAGUGGGUCACUGCGAAUGAAUCUGGAUCCCUUCAACCUGUACAGUGAUGCAGAGGUGUGGUCUGCUCUAGAGCUGGCCCACCUGAAGGAGUUUGUGUCCUCUCUCUCUACUGGCCUCCAACAUGAAGUCUCAGAAGGAGGAGACAACCUCAGUGUGGGCCAGAGACAGCUUGUGUGUCUGGCCAGGGCAUUACUACGCAAGACUCGAGUGUUGGUCCUGGACGAGGCCACGGCUGCUGUCGACCUGGAGACUGACGACCUCAUCCAGCAGACCAUUCGCCAGGAGUUCAUGGACUGCACAGUUUUGACCAUUGCCCAUCGUCUCAACACUAUCAUGGACUACUCCAGAGUCCUGGUGCUGGAUCGAGGUAUGGUGAAAGAGUUUGACUCCCCAUCUUCAUUAGUUCAAGACAAAUCUUCAAUAUUCUAUGGCAUGGCCAAAGAUGCUGGACUUGCAUAAGGGUGGUGAGGAUGUAACUGAUAUUCUAAUGUGCAAGGACAAAUGGCAUUUUAUGAAUCAUUGUACUUACAAAGUUCCUGAUUUGCAAGAAUAGUUUAUUGAGUGUUAGGCGAGCAAAUACAGUGAUCUCUGCAUCAAUACUUCACUGAGAUGCCAACAAGUACUUAUUACUGAGCAACCUUAUGAUGACUGAAGAAUGUUUGAGAAUGAGUAAUUGGUUCCAGAUGACUUCCAUAAUCAAUUAAAUUCUUCUGAAAAUUGUGGAAAUGCAUGCCCACACACGCUCAGUGGUCGUCAUCACCACCAUUAUGUACUCCCAUCAACAAUGAGGAGAAGGAUAACAAAGAUAAAGAUGAAGCUUGGAAUGAAAAGAAAAAAAGAGCAUUGUAGAAAUCUGGGUGAAUAACUACUGGGAAGAGGUCAAAGGAAAUUGUUCCCUAUCCUUCCUAGGUCUUUAGAUGGUCCUAUGUGCUUCUUUUCAGUACAAAAGAUUGGAAAUAUGCAAAGGAUAUUUGAGUAACAGUGCAACAAUAACAUAGGGGUAACAUUUUUGUCUGAUGUGUAUGGGUGUGUAGUGCAAGCAGGAUAAAUAAUGGUGCUGGCACAGACAGUUACUAUUAGGCAGUGAAGAUGCAAUACUUGCAACACUUUAUGACAACAGUUUCUUCAGAAAAUUUAAUGUUAUGACAUCUCAGUGUUAUUAUGGCCACACAUCACUGGGAUCUCCUGUGUACUUAUGUGUAUUGCUGGUGGUGUGAAAGUGUGAAAGUGAACUUGUAAUGAUUGUUGUGAUUGUUUAGUGAAUGACAUUUUAGAUUAUGAGAAGGUCUCCUUAGGGUGUAGUGGCAAUGUGAGUGGUUGAGUGGUGUGCUUUAGGUAGGAUGUUUAUUAGAUUACAGGAGUUUCAUAAUUUAUUACAAAGAUUUUAGGUUUUAGUAAUUAUACAGCACAUUUAGAUUUUGAUAUUAACUUGUGCUCUAUUUAUAUCAAAUUAUUAUCUGUAUUUUCUUAUAUUUGUGUAGAAUGUAGAAUCUUUUUUAUGUCACAGUUGUGUAUGUAUUAUGCAAUAUUUCUGUAACUAUGUACCUUUCCAUCUGUUUCCAAGUUCACAGAGGUGGGAUGUCCAGGCUACAUAGAAGAAAGACUGUCACUUGGCCUUGAAAUUUCAAUAUAAAAAAUUAUUAUUCAAUGUUAGGAUAACAAUUAAAGAAGUUGGAUAUGUUGACAGUUAUCCAUCCCAUGAAACUACUAUCUCAGGUUCUCAGCUCACUCACUACCUAAUGGAGGAAAUCUUAUGUAACCUCUUAUACUAAAUAUGAAUAAAUAAUUAGAAUUUUU